Molecule: messenger RNA, 2616 nt
Organism: Cyphellophora europaea CBS 101466
Lineage: Eukaryota; Fungi; Ascomycota; Eurotiomycetes; Chaetothyriales; Cyphellophoraceae
Exons: 2
Coding region: 1-2616 (871 amino acids)
Source: RefSeq, a predicted model, not a curated record
AUGCACAACCUCAACAUGAACAUGCUCGUCAGCUUCGUGCUUGCGGCAUUGAUUGUCCAGACCGACGCCUUCUGGCGUCUGUCCUGUGGCAGGAUUCAGAUGGGGAGAGUUGAUCCUAUCAUCAAUCCAGGUGCCAUCUCCGGACAUUCUCACACAAUUUCCGGACCCAUCAAUUUCAACACCACAUCAACCUUCCGGAGUCUGCAAGCCGCAUACUGCACGUCUUGCGGCAUCCAAUCCGACAAGAGUGCUUAUUGGACGCCUCAGCUCUACUACAGAUACCGGAACGGCUCCUUUACUGAUGUCCCAAACGGAGGCACUGUCAUCUACUAUCUGGAUCGUGGUGAUGAUAACCUCAAUAUCGUGCCAUUCCCGCCGGGCUAUCAAGUCCUCUCUGGUGACAGUGCCGCACGUUCGUACAACAGCCAGGCCAAGACUUACGGUGGCACCGCAACCAACAAAGUCUCGAAUCGACCCAUAGCUGAUCGUGUCAGCUUUGCUUGUCUGGAUUACGCCAAUCCAAGCCCAGAAACCCCUAGACUUCAAAAGACUAACUGCCCAGGAGGGCUCCGUGCACAAAUCCACUUCCCCAGCUGCUGGAACGGGAAGGAUCUUUACAAGUCUGAUCAGAGCCAUGUCACCUAUAUGUCCGGGAUCGAUAUUGGAGUUUGUCCUCCAACACAUCCGAAACUAUUUCCCCAUCUCUUCUUUGAGGUCAUCUACUCGGUCAACAAUGUCAAACCGGAGAGUGGCGGCUACUUUGUUUUUGCCAACGGCGACACGACUGGUUACGGCUUCCACGGCGACUUCUUGAACGGCUGGGACCCGACAGUCCUGGACGCUGCCAUCGCUAUGUGCAUGGGCCGAGGACGCGCCGUCAACGAUGGCUCCAUAGAGAAGUGCCCCCCUCUCAAUGCCACAUUCGACCAGUUUGUUACCAAGAAUUGUCCUGAGCAGCCGCCCAUCAUCAAGGAAAAGACUAAGGGUCUGCUCAGGACGCUUCCUGGUUGCAACCCUCCGACCGGAGGUCCAUUGCGAGCUGCACAGGCCAUCUGCCCGGUUCAACCAAAUCUACUGCCACAGGACAACCUGGACAACUAUGUCCGCAAGCUGCCGAUCGUUGGCGACAUGGUCAAAAACUGGCAGUACGUGGGAUGCGGCUUUGAUCAGGGUUCCCCUAAGAUGCUCCCAAGUGCCCUCCUGCAAACGGACAACAACAUGACAAUAGAAACAUGCCAGAGCUUCUGUACGGACAACAGCUACGCGUAUGCCGGAGUCUCUAACGGAUAUCAAUGUUACUGCGGCAAUGCCCUGGUGAAUACACUUCAGGGCAACGGCGUUUGCUCUACCCAGGCUCAUAUCGUCUGCAACGGCAACAACCUGCAGUACUGCGGUGGUCGGGAUGUCGUCCACAUUUACAAGAACACGAAGUCUAGCGUCAAACUCAGAGGCAUCCCUAUAAUCAACGAGACCAAAUUGCAGUUUUCAUCAACUGACGGGACAGCAAGCGAAGCUACGUACGCGGGCUGCUAUCCAGAGCCUGACAACGGUCGUGCCAUGGCUGGCGGCUUGAUGUAUUCCGACCCGGCCAUGACUAAUGAGAAAUGCGCAGCCAAGUGCCUGUCGAACAACUUCAACUUGUUCGGGACGGAGUAUGCUGGUGAAUGCUACUGUGGCAACAGUAUCUCGACGUCCGUCGUGGACCAGAAACAAUGUAUAAUGGUCUGCAAAGGAGACAAUACUCAAUUCUGCGGCGGCCAGAAACGACUGAGCUUGUGGAGUAUCAACGGCGAUGUCCCUUCUACGCCUGCACCUACAACCGGCACCGGUACUGGUGGUGAUAACGGGUCGGAUGGUGGUCUUGUUGUUAUUCCGGCCGCGAACGCGCAGUACCUCAGAUGUGUCUCCGAUACAGGCCGGCCUCGCGCCUUGGCCGCCAUCUUCAAGGAAGAAGGCACGUUGAUGUCAGUAGACUACUGCGCCGCUCUCGCCAAACAGCAGAAUUAUGCGUACUUUGGUCUCGAGUACGGCAAACAGUGUUUACUCGGCGAUGUGCUCGCAAGCACCAGCACAACCCUCCCCGCCAACGGCUGCAACCUCCGCUGCGCAGCUAAUGCCAAACAGUUCUGCGGCGCUGCCGGAGCAAUGUCGCUCUAUAACAACACCGCCUAUACUCCCCGAGUCGUGCAGACCGUCAAUAUCAAGGACAAGGAUAACACAGAUGUGACCUUCAAGUACAAAGGCUGCUACCCCGACAACUCCGGCACCCGUACGAUCGGUCCCAAUUCGCAGCCUCUCGACAAGACUAACAGCGUAGAUACAUGCGUCAAAGCUUGCUAUGACAAGGAGUUCGAUUGGGCCGGCGUCGAAUACGGCUCUCAAUGUUACUGCAGCAAGACCGGCCUGGCUGCGAACAUCCAGCCCAAGGCUGACAGCGAUUGCAGCAUGACUUGUGCUGGCAACGUCACGCAGAAUUGUGGCGCAGGUAGUACUGUACAGGUGUACCAGUUGCAGUUGGCACAACCUGGUUCACUCGACAGAAGAGAAGCGGCCGGGCAUUCGAGGAUCAACAUUGCGCGAAGAAGAAGGUAUCUGGCGAUGCCGUGGCGACGGUGA